AUGACAGCUGGCGGCGCGCCGCUCCGCUCCGCUCGUGCCCGCGCUCGGCUCGGCUGCUGUGCGCGCUCUCGUCACAGUGAGGAGUGGAGAUGAUGAACGGAGCGGGCUCGUUCGGCGCGGGCCGAGCCGGAGCCGCCUUCGACCCGAUCAGCUUCGCCCGGAGACCGCAGACCGUCCUCCGCGCGCUCGCCUGGAUAUUCUCGAUGGUGGUGUUCGGCGCUAUAAUAAAUGAGGGCUAUGUGAAUAUGGGCAGCGAGCGGCUCCACUGCGUCUAUAAUAAAAACGCAGACGCCUGUAACUACGCCAUCACUAUAGGGGUGACUGCGUUUCUAGCCUGCCUCUUCUUCAUGGCUCUGGACCUCUACUUCCCUCAGAUCAGCAGCGUGAAGGACCGAAAGAGGGCCGUGCUGUUGGAGAUUGGCUUUUCAGGGUUCUGGACGUUCCUCUGGUUUGUGGGAUUCUGCUUCCUGGCCAAUCAGUGGAGUCGCACCUCGCCCAAAGAGCUGCCCUUAGAGCAGGCCACAGAUGCAGCGCGAGCAGCCAUCGCAUUCUCAUUCUUCUCCAUUCUUACCUGGGCGGCCCUGACGGCGUGCGCCGUGCAGAAGUUCCUGCUGGGAACCGACAUGACGCUGUUCACCACCGAGCACGUGGCCAGCCAGGCUCCCAAACAGCCGUAUCCACCAAAUGACGUGACUGGCCAGACCACCAUCCCCGUCAAUAAUGCGUACCAGAGCCCGCCGCUCAUCGAAACCGUGGAAACCCGCCCACCUGGGUACCAGAUCCCGCCAGCUUUUUAAACCACAGCCAAGGAGGAGUAGGAAUGCAGAAGAGGGAGUUAGCUUCUUUAUUUAUUAUUGUAAUUAGGGGUGUAGAUCUUUAUGUAACAAACCAGUCAUGAAAAAAAAAUCACAAAAUCUCAAUUUUUUGAACUUUUUUUAAAAAAAUAGCCUGAAAAGAGCAAGAAAAUAAGUGCAAAACGUCAUUGAAUAGUACUACAUACAAUUAUAAUCACAUCAGUGCAUUUUUACACCCCUAAUUAUGAAGUUUCAUAUUUCAGCAGGGGUGGGAAAGGGGGCUACUACUUAUCCCUCAUGAAUGCAUUGCAAAUGUAAAAACAGCAUAAAGGAAAAAAUGUAGCCUGGCUAUACAGCAAAUGCGAACCUUUUCCGAUGUAUUUGUUUAGUUGCUUUCCAGCUGUUUUAUGAGUUUAUGAGUGAAGAGGGCAAGAAGGAAAAGCAUUGCCAAUCACAAUGUGCUAUUUAUGUGUUUCUUUAUGUACCUCGUUAUUUAUUUAUUUAUUCUGAGAUGCUCUUAACAUGCAUAUUGCCAAAACUCCAAAUGACUUAUUUAGUAUUCAUUUUGAAGAAUGUCAGAUUGUAUACUUAGUGAUGCAUUUGUUACAAUAGUGAUAAAUUGGAGCAUCUUUGUAACAGCUGCAGUGAUUUUUGUCAUCAGAUUGGGGUUGUUAUGAGAAUUUAGCGCUUAAAUAAAGAUCUCGUGGGGCCAGACAUGAUCUCGAGAUUUCACGUCUGGGGACAAGUCCUUCACAAACAAGCAGAUGCCCCCUCUCACGCCUAACGGAGCUAUUUCUCUUUGCUAAUAGUGGAUGUUUACUUUUAUCUCAUGUAGUUUGUUCUCCGCACAUGCAACAAACAUCUAAAUGCCUGCUCAAUCAGAGUGUUCUGGGGGAACGUUUCAGCCAAGCUAACUUAAGCUACAUCCAAGGGCUAAUGGCUCGUUGUUCACGGAUAAUGUUGACGAGUGCAGCAUCGCCCCCUGCUGUCAGCUCGGCCCUCACGGGCGGCUGUGGAAGCCUGUUUCUGCCACUGGAAUAUAGCCAAUUAUUUUAUUUAUUAGUAAGCCAUAAUAAAGAGAAGGUCUACCAUGGUUACGACUUGGUAUGUCAUAGUUCUGACACAGCAUCCCAUAAUUAUGUCUUACUAUCUCACAAUUAUGAUGUUUGAGGUAUGAUGUCAUAAUUAUGACAAGCUGUUUCAUGAGAUCCUGCUUCAUAGUUACGAAUUAGUAUCAUAAUGAUGACUUAGUAUCUCAUAAUUAUGACUUAAUAUCUCACUGAUAACUUACAAUCUGACAAGCUAUUUCAUAACAAUUCUGCUACAUAGUUAUGAAUUAGUAUCAUGAUGACUUAGUAUCUCAAUUAUGACUUAGUAUCUCAUAGUUAUGACAUAAUAUCUCAUAAUGAUGACUUACAAUCUCAUAAUUCCGACUUAGUAUCUCAUAAUUGUGACUUAAUAUCUCAAAAUGAUGAUGUACAGUCUCAAAAAUACAACUUAGUAUCUCAUAAUUAUGACUUGCUGUCCUAUUAUAUGAUCCUGGUUAAUGAUAUUGACUUUAUAUCUCAUAAUAAUGAUUUACUAUGUCUUAGAGUCUCAUAAGACUGAUUUGAAUGACUUUCUCAGUAUUGUGAGACACUAAAUUGCAGAAGCUUUAUUAUUAUCUUAUUGUUAUAGAUAUUAUCUCUUAUUGUCAUGUAUUCUUAUUCUUUUUAUUGGUAUGUUUAUCUAUUAUGAUAUACUAUGUGGCCUUUUUUUCUUGCUAAUGGCGGAAACAGGCUUCCUUGAUAUUCCAACCCAAAUUUAGGCCCAUUUUCUCAGGGUCGUCCCGAGACGCCCUCGUUAUAUCACGACUGGCCCCACGAGACGAAAUUAAGAUGAGAAAAUGUACAGUAGAGUUUAUUAGCCAAUGGAAACAGGACUAAGCUGGAGGGACGGGAGUCUGUGUGGAUCCUUUUGUACUAACAGAGUGUACAGGGAGGCGACUUCACAGCCAGUGACUGCAUGUUUGUAUCCACUGGUCAGAAUCUACAUUCUUAGUGGGAGUCCUAGUGAAAGCAUCUCAACAAUCUGUUUACUGUAAACAGCUGCAUCUGUGUGUGUGCGCGAGACAGAGAGAGUGUGUGUGUGUGCGAGUCAGCACUCGUGUCCUCAGUCUUACUGCAUGAUAAGACAAGUCAGUCGGCUUGUAGAACUUUCCACUUAUACAUGAGAGUCGUAGCGUCAGAGCUGCUGAGAGACGGAGGGAAAUGCUCGGCGCAGAUCCGACGAAAUAAAGAUCCUUUCAGAGACUC
Messenger RNA from Pygocentrus nattereri (red-bellied piranha), 3088 nucleotides. It is a transcript of the gene syngr3b, whose product is annotated as synaptogyrin 3b. The transcript is spliced from 4 exons. The record is from RefSeq and is a predicted model, not a curated record. NCBI's taxonomy places the organism in Eukaryota, Metazoa, Chordata, Actinopteri, Characiformes, Serrasalmidae. Gene Ontology annotation, cellular component: synaptic vesicle membrane; neuromuscular junction. Bases 90 to 797 code for a protein of 235 amino acids.